UCCGUGAAUUCUCAAACCCCACCCGCCCGCACUAGAAACACAACCUUCGCCGCCGCCGGCCGAGACGAGGCCCAGGGAGCCGCCGCCAUGGCGCUACUUCAAGACAGUGUUCCUUUCCCCGAGUUCAACGCCGCCCUGAUCCUCCUGCGGCAGGUCAAAGCAAGCUUCGAUCUGGCCGUCUACGAUGAGUUCCUCGACCUCCUCGGGAGCUUCUACAGGGGCGAGAGAUCCGACUCCCGCGCCGUCCACGCCAGGCUGUUCGCCAUCAUCGAGAGCCAUCCCGACCUUGCUCGACGCCUCGGCGCCUUCUUGCGCGACCCCUUCCAGCACGAAGCCGUGCCCGUCCGCGAUGAUCCGCCGAAGCGGCCCAAGAGGGAGCGCCGCCACCCACCCGCCGCCUCCGUCGACCCCGACUGUGCCGGCGCCAUGCGGUUCCUCGAGCGGGUGAAGCAGGCGGACGCCGGACUCUACGACAGGGUCCUCGCGCUGCUCUUCCACGUCGGGACGGAGGUCACCCUCGACGCGAAUCAAAUCUACGACGAGGCCCGGGAGAUUUUCGGGUCGGCGCACAGGCAUCUCCUCCGCGGUUUCACGGAGUACCUUCCGACAGGGCGCGACUUCCUGAGGCGUCGCCCGAAGAAGGAGCCGCCGGAACAGCGCCGUGCUCCUGCACCCAAGCGCAAGGGCCCCGCCGCCGCGAUACCCGACGACGCCGCCGGCAAGAAGAAACGCAAGACGACCAGCCGACGCGCCUCCCCCGCCGCCGUCGAUGCCUCGAAGGGCGACGACAAAUUCGCCAAGUUUAGGGAGGCGUGGGAGUUCGAGACCGCGUACACCAACCUGGUGGUCACCAUGAGACGCACCAAGAAAGCACUGGAAGAACUCAAGCCAAAGCCAAAGAAGAAAUCACGGGAAGAAGCCGAGCCACCGGAAGAAGUCAAGCCGUCGGCGGGCCACCACGUGCGGCCGCGUACGUUCGAGGAACUCUACCCCGGCCGCGAGUGCCGGGAGGUUCUCCAGGAGAUGUACGGCGACAAGUUGGAGCCGAUGCGGGAGGCGCUCGAGGAUGGCGCGCGAACCGAGCUGGCUCUCAGGACGAUCCAGCGCCGGCUGAAGAAGCUGGAGCAGGUGGCCGUGCAGAUGACGAGGGAGCGGCGGGAUCCCGCCCGAGUUGAGGGCCGGAUGUACAAGCUUGCCGUAGAUCGAGUGGUGCACCUUCCGGGUCAAAGAGAAGCGGCAAGCAAUCCUGUUGGCCCGUGCGAGAGCCUGGCCGGCAUGUCUGAGACCAAGAUUGUCCUGGACCAAGAUUGCCGGUGAGCAGCGUGGCAUGAUGUAGCUUCGGGAAAUCGAUGCUCUCUCUUGUGUGUUGAAGAGGUUCAUUGAGUGGAUAGAGGUGUGUGCCAAAAAUAAUACUGAGUGCUACAAAAUGUAUCUUUUUGAGUCCUGAAUUUUGUUGUUUUUGCACACACCUCUACGGAUGUCUUUUCAAGGUGAAAUUCUGCAUAAUGUUAGGAUAUUUGUUGAUGUUCAUCCAAACGAAUUUCAGUUUUUUUUCUUCAA
Molecule: messenger RNA, 1560 nt
Organism: Hordeum vulgare subsp. vulgare (domesticated barley)
Lineage: Eukaryota; Viridiplantae; Streptophyta; Magnoliopsida; Poales; Poaceae
Exons: 1
Coding region: 88-1317 (409 amino acids)
Biological process (GO): negative regulation of transcription by RNA polymerase II
Cellular component (GO): chromatin; histone deacetylase complex
Molecular function (GO): transcription corepressor activity
Source: RefSeq, a predicted model, not a curated record